GUGGUAGAGCCAACCGGUGUGGUUGUCUCCACUGAUGGUUUCCUCAUGGUCCAUGCAAAAGGCCGCAAGCCCAAACCAGCUCCAAAGCCGCCAGAUUCUCCCCUGCACUAUGUUUUGAGGUACAGCAACAUUUCUGCGAUGCAGUUGGCUGUGGACAAGGAGAACCACUACUCCUUUGUGGUCAUGGGAGCGGCAGGUGACCUGGCGAAGAAAAAGACCUUCCCAUCACUAUUUCAGCUGCAUUUGGGGCGACUCCUUCCAGGCAACAUGAAGAUUGUUGGCGUGGAUGAUCCCAAGUUUCACAAGGAAGAUGACAGAAUCUUUCAACCUGAAAGCUCCUUCCCCCAGCUUCAGGAUGUGACCAACGUGAAAGACUUUUGGGAGAAGCGCUUGCAGGAGCACCUGGAGAAACAGAGAGGAUGGGUCACAGAGGCAAUGCAGCUGCCCGUCUGCCGAUGA
Messenger RNA from Symbiodinium pilosum, 459 nucleotides. The record is from the annotation of a GenBank genome assembly. NCBI's taxonomy places the organism in Eukaryota, Dinophyceae, Suessiales, Symbiodiniaceae.